Molecule: messenger RNA, 1354 nt
Organism: Chiroxiphia lanceolata (lance-tailed manakin)
Lineage: Eukaryota; Metazoa; Chordata; Aves; Passeriformes; Pipridae
Gene: POFUT2
Product: protein O-fucosyltransferase 2
Exons: 9
Coding region: 1-1338 (445 amino acids)
Biological process (GO): protein O-linked glycosylation via fucose
Molecular function (GO): peptide-O-fucosyltransferase activity
Source: RefSeq, a predicted model, not a curated record
AUGGCGGUGCAGGGGCCCCGUGGUCGCCUCGCCUCGUCGCUGCCGCGGCUGCUGCUCGGCCUGGCCGCGCUCGCCGUGCCGCCGCCGCCCGCCGCCGCCCCCGAGCCGCCGCCCGCCGCCCUCCGCGCCGGCCACGCCGCCUCCUCGCUGCCCGCCGCCGCCGCCGCCCCGCGCACCAGAUACCUUUUGUACGAUGUAAAUCCCCCUGAAGGGUUCAACCUUCGCAGAGACGUCUACGUUCGCGUUGCUUCUCUUGUAAAGACCCUGCGGAAAAGUGAAAACUGGGUGUUAGUCCUGCCUCCUUGGGGGAGGCUUUAUCACUGGCAGAGCCCCGAUAUCCUUCAGGUCCGGAUUCCUUGGUCUGAGUUCUUUGAUAUCCCAAGCCUCAACAGGAACAUCCCUGUCAUUGAAUAUGAGCAGUUCCUUGCAGAGUCAGGUGGGCCCUUUAUUGAACAGAUUUAUGUGCUACAAGGCUACGCAGAGGGAUGGAAAGAAGGAACGUGGGAAGAAAAAAUCAAUGAAAGGCCAUGCAUUGAUCAGCUGAUGUAUUCCAAGGACAAGCAUGAGUACUACAGGGGCUGGUUCUGGGGUUACGAGGAAACACGAGGCCUAACCGUCUCUUGUUUGUCUGUCCAAGGAUCUGCUUCCAUUGUGGCGCCCAUCCUUCUGAAGAACACUUCAGCACAGUCAGUGAUGUUAGACAGAGCUGAAAACCUUCUUCAUGACCACUACGGAGGGAAAGAUUACUGGAAUACCCGUCGGAGCAUGGUGUUUGCUAAACACCUCCGUGUGGUGGGAGACGAGUUUAGAAGGAAGUAUCUUCAAUCCACGGACGAGGCAGACAGGACUCAUUACAAGGAGGACUGGACACAGAUGAAGGUUAAGAUGGGCACAGCUCUAGGUGGUCCAUACCUUGGGGUUCAUCUCAGAAGGAAAGACUUCAUUUGGGGUCACAGAGAAGAUGUGCCUUCCCUGCAAGGAGCAGUAAAGAAAAUUCGCAGCCUCUUGGAGAUGCUUAAACUUGAAAAAGUUUUUGUAGCCACUGAUGCUGUCGAGGAGGAGAUUGAAUUGCUCAAGAAACUGCUGCCUGAGAUGGUGAGGUUUGAACCCUCUUGGGAGGAGCUGGAACUCUAUAAGGAUGGGGGCUUGGCUGUGAUUGACCAGUGGAUUUGUGCACAUGCAAGGUAUUUUAUAGGCACCUCAGUUUCAACAUUUUCCUUCCGAAUCCAUGAGGAAAGAGAGAUCUUGGGAUUUGACCCAAAAACAACUUACAACCGAUUUUGUGGUGAAACAGAGAAAAACUGUGAGCAGCCAACUCACUGGAAAAUUGUCUGUUAAAUACAGAGAAAUACAA